CAACCUGAAGCACCUACCUCCGACGGCCAGUCUUCAAACAAUUCACAAGAGCAGAACGAUGGUCAAGGGAAUGUUCCACCACAGCAACCACAGCAACCACAGCGGCCGUCUACAUUUCAAGUAAUUACGCAAACGAUAUUUAACAUGCUCCUUAUAUAUUAUGUCAUGAACUUUUUUUUUAAAGGUUCAACCAAUAUAUCAUCGCCUCCUGCUGUCAAAUUAUCAAGCGAUGGUGUAUCACAGUAUGAAAAUACCCAUUUAAAACAAUUAUUCCCUUCGUGGCCGUUGGAAUCGAGUAUGGAUUUAUGUGUAUACAUUUCUGAAGACGAAACCUUUACAAAGUUUAAUGAUCCUUCUGUUCCUAAAUGGCACACUUCGAAUAUCCUUUUUGGUGAUUGGGAAGACGAAAGAGAAGUGUCACUUGACAUUCCAACAUCAGUGUCUAUGAGACACAAUGGUUCGUUGUACGCACACAUAUUUCUCACACUUGGAAAGGCGUCACCAGAUCCACUAACUGCAGGAUUUCAGGAUAAUAUGCGGCGAAAGAUUGUAAAGACAAAAAAUCUUAUUCGUGGUUCUAAUGACGAUGAAAUCGAAGCUGAUGAAAUAAAAUUUGAUGAAAAAAUUCCUAUUGUAUCAUAUUGGUCUCAGAAUUUGACACUUAAUAUCGUAUCCGACAAUGUUAUUAUUCCCUAUGCUAAACUACCACCUUCAAUUGCUUCAACUAUACCAUUGGACGCGAGUAGGUUACCAGAUUCGACUACACAUUCUGGUUGGUAUCUUCCUGUUGUCUUUGUCAAUGAUUUCUGGAUUCUUAAAGAUCAUUUAACGCCUAUCAACGAAACUGUCAAGACUUUACCGUUAAACAUUAAGUAUUAUCCUUUAUCAUUCAUGAAAUUUCAAUUAUAUAUGCAAAUGGAUGAAUCAUUCCGAAAACAGGCAGAAAUGAUUGGUGGAGAUGCACAUUCCGAAUUUGAUGAAAUUAAGAGAAUGCUUAGAGAAACAAAUCCUAUAUUACUUGCUGUCACUUUUAUUGUAUCCUUAUUGCACAGCGUAUUUGAAUUCUUGGCUUUUAAAAAUGACAUCUCGCAUUGGAGAAAAAAGGAUGAGAUGACUGGUGUUUCUGUUAGAUCUAUUUUAUUGAACAUUUUCUUCCAGUUGGUUAUUCUAUUAUAUUUAUUCGAUAAUAAUGCGGACACAAGUUGGAUGAUUUUAAUCGGGCAGGGAAUUUCGUUAGCCAUAGAAGUGUGGAAGGUAAAAAAGGCUGUUGAUAUUGAGAUAAAGCCAUCGCAAGGAGCAAGUUAUUUGCCGUAUACUAUAAUGUUUGUUGACAAACACAAACUAAGUGAGUCCGAAGAAAAGACGAAAGAUCUUGUAUACAAUUCGCACAAGAGUUGGUAUUCAUUUAUUUUGACAACACUUGUUGGGUUUGUGUAUGCCUUCGGAUUCAUAAUGAUGACACCACAAUUAUUUAUCAAUUAUAAACUUAAAAGUGUAAGAGUUGCACAUAUGCCUUGGAAAACUUUAAUGUACAAAACGCUUAGUACGUUCGUCGAUGAUCUUUUUGCUUUUUGCAUUAAAAUGCCAACGUUACAUCGUUUGGCUUGUUUAAGAGACGAUGUAGUAUUCUUUGUCUAUCUUUACCAAAGAUGGGCCUACCCUACGGACAAUAAAAGAGCAAAUGAAUAUGGACAGGUUGCUGAAUCAAAUGAAAAUGAAGAUGAGAAAACAGAGAGUAAAAAAGACAGAUAA
This is a messenger RNA of Racocetra persica, 1752 nucleotides long. Lineage: Eukaryota; Fungi; Glomeromycota; Glomeromycetes; Diversisporales; Gigasporaceae. The record is from the annotation of a GenBank genome assembly.